UGUGUGUGUGUGUGUGGUUGACGUGGAUUUGAUGAGGGGACAGGUCGGACACUGAUAAAGACGGUAACUAGCUAGUAAAGGAGUGCACGGGGAAAGAUGAUGACGGACAUUAGGCCACAGACAGGUGAAGAUGACAGCUGUUAUUGACUGAAUGACACUUUUUAUUUUUGCCUUUGACAGUGUGUGAAUACCACUUUGACUACAAGAUUCUGCAGAAACCAGUAGAUCUGCACAGAGCAACAUACACAUAAUCUGUAGGCUGGCCAGGUGUAAGCUACAGGUUUAGGCACAGAUGCGUAUAGAUGGGACAGAGGGACAGGUCCAGGCUAACAAACAGGUAUUGGGGAUGAAGGAGAGAGGGCAGGUACCAGACAAAGAUCCCUGGCCAGUGGCCCCAGAAGUCAGAAAGAUGGGGGUUAAGGGACCCAGCUUUAAGCCCCAAAUGGAGGGGGUGAAGCGGACUCUGAGGGUGACGAACCCCUUGGCUCGGGAGUGUUUGGGAGAGCUGAUGGGAACAUUUGUUCUGCUGAUGUUUGGCUGUAGUGCAUCAGCCCAGGUGAAAACCAGUAGAGAGACUAAGGGACAGUACCUCUCAGCCAACAUGGCCUUUUCUGUAGGGGUCAUGUCUGCCAUGUACCUCUGCAAGGGGGUCUCAGGAGCCCAUCUGAACCCAGCGGUCACUCUGAGUUUCUGUUCGUUGGGCAGGGUGCCCUGGGUGAAGCUGCUCCCAUACGCUCUGUGUCAGGUGCUGGGAGCUUACCUGGCCUCUGGCCUGGUCUUCCUGGUCUACUAUGAUGCUAUCAUGGACUUCAGUGGAGGGAAUUUGACAGUGUAUGGGGCUAAUGAGACGGCGUCCAUCUUUGCCACCUAUCCCUCCGAGCACCUAUCUCUCAGCAGCAGCAUCCUAGACCAGGUGGUGGGCACUGCCAUGUUGAUGCUCUGCAUCCUCCCAUUGGAUGACCAGAAGAAUAGUCCUGCCCCCGACGCUCUGAUCCCGCCCAUCGUUGCCGUGGUAGUCCUGGGGAUCGGCAUGUCGAUGUCGUCCAAUUGCGGCGGAGCGAUAAACCCUGCCCGUGACCUGGGGCCACGCCUCUUGACACUGACCGCCGGCUGGGGCACUGAGGUGUUCACGUGUUAUAACUACUGGUUCUGGGUUCCCAUGAUGGCUCCUCUGCUGGGAGGGAUGGUGGGCUCUGGGAUGUAUCUGGUCUUCAUCGCAUGGCACCUGCCCGACCUUCCAACGAACCCUUCCAUAGACAGCUCCUUUACUAAGCCCACCACGGAGGUGUGGAAGCAGCCCCCAGCACCAGAGAAGGAAGGGGUGGAGUUGAAAACUGCCGUUUUCUAGAAAGGGUAGAGAGAGUCAGGGUCUGGUGAGAAACUGGUGAAUCAACGUUGUUUCCAUGUCAUUUCAACACACAAGAUUAAUGUGAUGAUGUUGAAUCUACGUGAAAAACUGAAUGGAUUUGCAAUAACUCAUCAAUAUAACGGCAUUUCAUCUUAUUUUCACCCAACUUUUCACCUAAUUCCAAUGUUUUUGAUUUCACGUUGAAUUCACGUUAGCUGACAACCAAACCAAAUGUUAAUCAAAACUAGGUUGAACUGACUGCUUUGUCCAGCGGGGAGACAUUUCUCUGGCUGUUUCCUAUAGGAGAAAGGACACGCUAACAGACUGAUGGGAGAACAUUUGUCCAAGACUCCUCUCCUGUCAUUUUGUUCUAUUGAGAUGCUACUGCUGAUUGAGGGAAACCAGAGGGUUAAAUAAUGAACAUGUAAUGGGGGAAUUGAAACCAGGUGUGUAGAAAACAAAGACAAAACAAAUAGAAAAUUGAAAGUGGAUCGGCGAUGGCUAGAAGGCCGGUGACGUCGACCGCCGAACGCCGCUCGAACAAGGAGAGGGACCGACUCCGGCGGAAGUACCUCCGUUCAUUACAUGUGUGUUAAUGAAUGAACACAUUUUGGGAUUGGCAACUUUUCAAGGGAUGUUGGCAUUUACAUUUUUACAUUAAUUUCUGUGGCAAAUGAAAAUGGCUACUUUGUUCGGAAAUAGGCUACUGUAUAUAUAUAUA
Messenger RNA from Oncorhynchus nerka (sockeye salmon), 2069 nucleotides. Its product is annotated as aquaporin-10-like. Gene Ontology annotation, cellular component: plasma membrane; basolateral plasma membrane. The transcript has 6 exons. The record is from RefSeq and is a predicted model, not a curated record. Gene Ontology annotation, molecular function: urea transmembrane transporter activity; glycerol channel activity; water channel activity. Bases 293 to 1348 code for a protein of 351 amino acids. Gene Ontology annotation, biological process: glycerol transmembrane transport; water transport. NCBI's taxonomy places the organism in Eukaryota, Metazoa, Chordata, Actinopteri, Salmoniformes, Salmonidae.